Paramecium octaurelia is the source of this 1836-nucleotide messenger RNA. The record is from the annotation of a GenBank genome assembly. NCBI's taxonomy places the organism in Eukaryota, Ciliophora, Oligohymenophorea, Peniculida, Parameciidae.
AUGAGUCAACCUCAUGGAUCUUCCAUCGUAAGCAAAGACAAUCCAAAUCAAGCUCCCAGCCAAAAUACAUCCAAUGUAUUUACAGAUUUAUUGUUCUCAACCUUUUACACUGUCAUUGGAUAUGUUUGUCUAGAUGUCGUAUUUGGUAUCAGUUUGCAUUACAUUGCACAACACAACGAUCGUUACUCAGUGGCUGGACUAGGAUUUGCUUAUACAAUAGUAAAUGUGUUGCUAAUUCCAAUGGCCUUUGGUAAUUCAUCAUCUAAAGUGAAAUAGGAACCAAUCAAUCAUUGAAUGUGCAUUCUGCUCAGGCCCUGGGAGCAAACAAACCCAAGCUGGCUCAAACAUAUUUUACAUUAACCACCCUCAUACAUUUACUGUACUUCAUCCCCUUCUCAGGUAUGUCCUAAUCACACAUUUUUCAUAGUUAUUCUCAUAUUGAUCAAACCAAUCAUAGCAUUAACAAUUAAUGAAGAAGACAGACAAGCUACUUCUGAUGCCUCCUAACUCUAUUUGUAUUACUUGCUCCCCUCAACUCUCUUUGCCAUUCUUUAUGAAUGCAUCAAAAGUUUCUUAAUUUCAAAUAAAGUAUAGUGAGACCUUUUUAAACUAGAUCUUUGCUGUCUUCAUGUACAUCCAACUGUUUACAGCUCUCAUCCAUAUUUUCUGGUGUGAAUUAUUCAUAACCUAUCUAAACGUAGGUGGAGGAGUUCCAGGAGCGGGUUUAGCCAUUAUCUGCACCGAAGCCCUCAAUCUAAUACUUUGUAUCUUGGUAAUCCUUUGUACUAAAUAUCGAAAAAAAGUAUUCUCCAAUUACAGAUUCAAAUUUUCAUUAAAGAGACAGAAGAAGAUCUUUAAAAGCUUUUUGAAGGAGUCUUUCCCUAUUAUAGCACAUAUCUAUGCUGACUUUUUCGUAUUCUUUCUCUUGAGCUUCAUCGCUGUUGGAUUCGGGUCUGAUGAAUUGUAUGCCUAAAUGGCUCUGUCAAACACAUCAACAUUUUAUUACAGAUUUCCGAUGUCCUUAUCUUUGGCCUUGAUGACUUUUGUGGGCAAUGAAAUGGGUUCCCAGAAUCUCAAAAGAGCUAAACGCUACUCCUUAGUUGGUACGGUUUUAUUUGUUGGAUUCACAACCAUCUUUAUGGUUACAUUGACUUUCAUCAAGGAGCAAUGGGUUGACUUUUAUUCUGCAGGAAGAUAAGAGAUCGAUGAUAUAAUGUUGGAGGUAUACCCUAUUUUUGUAUUUGGCUUUUUUAUUAUUGAUGGUUUACAAGGGACUUUGACUGGGAUUCUAAAAGGAAUUGACAGGAAAGACUUUGUGACAUAUUCUACUCUAUUAGUGUACUAUUUAAUUGGAAUACCGUUGUUUCUAUAUUUUGCCUGCGAUUUUGGUCUAGGUCUGAAGGUUUAUGGCAUAUGGCUAUCCUUUAGUUUAGUAAACGCACUUUUGGCUGUUUUGUAUAUCAUUUUGACGUUUACCACAAACUGGGACAAAAUGAGUUAACAAAUUUGCUUAAGGAUUGAGAAAUAACAUGCGAUGUAAAAUCUGCAUGAUUCUUUGGAUAAGGUUUAGAUAGACAAGGAUACGAAAGAAAAGAAGAGCAAGAAGAAGAUCAAAUAAACUAAAGUAAGGAUAUAAUUAUAAAAAUUUAGAACAACAAUAAUAAAUAAAAUUAAUAUGAAUAAGCUUCAUCCUAAAAUAAUUAUUAAAGGUUGAUAGCAAAUCAAGUUAGAUUAAGAGGAUCAGAUAAUGAAGGGCUGUAGUAUAGUCUCUAGGAAACAGAACCAAUAAAGCGACAAAAAAUAGUAAUUGUUGAUCAAUUGACAAGUCUUUCUUGA